CGCGCGAAACGGGUCACCGUUCACCGUGCGUGUGCCCGUGCGUGUGCCCGUGCCUGUGUGCGCGAUUUCGCCUUUCGCCUGCGGACGAACCGAAAUAAAUCGAACGACGCCGAGACGAGAGUCGAUCAGAGAGCAUCAGAGAGCAACGAUCAGCAGUCACGGUGUGUGGUUCGCUGGACGUGCAAGCGCGUCUCGCGUAAUUUAGUAAUGAUCGUGACGAACUGUAGCCGUCGCCGUCGUUGUUUGUGGCACAAUCGUACAGAGACGAAACAGCCGUGAUCCGUGGUCGUUCGCGCUCCGAGGCCCGAGCCGCGAGAGAGUAGAGAGAGGAGGACCGAGCAACAACCGCGUCGUCGUCGCACGCUGCUGCAGCGGUCACGGAUGCAUAUGGAGGUGUCCCCGAACCGGCGCUGUCUGAACCAGCUCAACAGCUGAUCGGAGCACGAAGCGGCGGUGAACGGGGCUACUAUCGCACCACCACCCCGCGUUUCGGAGAGAAAUUCGAUUUCGUGUCCGCUGAACGUAAAGAAAAGAAAGGGAAAAUAAAUAAAUAGAGAGAAAACUCUAACGCAAAUCUCUCCCUCUCUCUUCUCUUCUCGCGGAGAGAAAGAGAUCUGUAUCCUUGCGCUGCUAGGAUAGAGAAUAGCAGCGAGCAAGGGCAAAGUGUGUCCUCGCUCGCUUGGAUACGCCAAGCCACCAUGGUGAAAACUUUUCAAGCGUACCUACCUUCCUGUCACCGCACUUAUUCGUGCAUUCACUGCCGUGCUCAUCUCGCCAAUCACGACGAACUCAUCUCUAAGUCCUUCCAGGGCAGUCAAGGUCGUGCCUAUCUCUUUAAUUCCGUGGUGAACGUAGGUUGCGGACCUGCGGAGGAGCGAGUUCUGUUAACUGGGUUGCAUGCUGUCGCCGAUAUCUAUUGCGAAUGUUGCAAAACCACGUUAGGAUGGAAAUAUGAGCAUGCGUUCGAAUCAAGUCAAAAGUAUAAGGAAGGAAAGUUUAUAAUCGAACUUGCGCACAUGAUCAAGGAGAAUGGAUGGGAAUGAAGAGCGGAGGGGAAUAGAGAGAGACAAGUUCUCCGUGCCUCUCGUCAAACUUUUCCUGAUAAUGCCUACAACGUUGUUCUAAUUGCAAUGUGCGGCCCCUCUCUAUUCGAACCACCAACGAAAGUCUGUGAUUUCAUUUGUGAUUUAUAAUCUUAGUAAUCUUCGUUUCGGACGAUUCAACAUCGGUUUGCUUCUGAUCAAAUCGAGCAAGCGAAGAAGGCGAUCGCAGCGAUCCGUAUUCGCCGGUGUGGACACAUUUCACCAAGUAUUGUAAAGAAAUUAUUUUUCAAUGGAAGAAAAGAGUAGAGUAAUAAGACGAUAAUGUCGAGUAAUGGUGGAAUAUGAUAAUGAAGGUGCCAUGGUGGAGAUAAGGAAGCGAGAUCGCUCGGUACGAGCAGUGGGGUGCCCCCCCUUCCUAAUUUUGAUCCAUUAUCUUUGUAGACAUUGCGUGGCAUCGUGUGCAUGUCAACACUUAAUGCUAAAAAUUAAACGUGCGGGGCACCCCGACAAUCAGUUUUAUCUGUUUUACGCACCGGAACAGCGCAAGUGCCACAAACUUUGCCGGACUGAUUGCCUGCCUGCCGCGUCUGUCAUUGGAAUUUCACUGCCGAUAUUCCUAAUAUUAAUUAAGGAAACUACGUUGUAUUUAGAAACAGCGUAGCGAUAGUCCUAGAAUUUAGCAUACAUUAUAGAGUACUAAAGCCUAUAUUACAUUAUUAUAGGACCUCGUGGAUAGAGAAAAUAGGAAUAAAUAAGAAUAACGGAGGCAACAAGAGCAGAGAAAAGAGAGAAAAAGGAAAGAAUUUGAGCGAGUGAAUGAAAGAAGUGUAAGAGGGGCGAUAGCAUAGAAAAACGUGGUCAAGUUUUGUGUCACGUGUGUAUAUUUGGUUUUAUGUUCAUCAUGCCUGCCAAAUUGUCUGUAAUAUCAUGUUGUAAUAUGUUUAUCCUCUUCAUCGGCUGAGUAGAGUGCAGUAUGAUUGAAUUUUUCGUUGUGAAAUCUUGAAGAUGUGUGUGUGCGUGUGUGUGCGCGUGUGUGCGCGGGCGCCUUCCUAUAUGCACGUAAUAUGAAAUAUAUCUGAAAUAUAGAGGAAAGAGCGAUUGUUCGUUUCUUUUAAAAUAUCGAUCUCGUUCGUAAAUAUUUUAUAAGAUCCAACUGUGUAUUUACGAGAUUGUUAGUAAUGAUGGUCACGGUUCCCCACGUAAAAUGAUAGUCCUUCAUCGAGGAUUAAUCUAUAUUAAUCAUCAAAUAUAGACAAACGUCCGCGAUCGAAUAUCUAUAAUCGAGUUGCCGUUUUCUUAUAUUACAUUUAAAUGCAUUCUUAUGCAAUGUAUGGUUCUUGCAUAAAAGGUUCUUCUUCGGGAUAUUACAGGCUAAUUAUAUGAAUUUAUCAUUUUUGCUAUAUUCCUUGACGAGUUCUUCCGUUGCUAUCUUCUUGUUAUGAUUAUAGAAACGAGAGUUGAUAAAAAUUUUAAACUUAUCAGCAAUUAUUAUAUUUAAUGGCGUUUGCACUUAUGCUAUUAGUGAAAAUCGGAUAAAUACAAGUUGCGUUUCUCUUUCUUACUUUCUCUCUUUCUCUCUGUGCAUGAUACUUAACAAUUAAACUAAAAACUCGUAUAAAUUGUUGCGUUUAAUCGACUUUUGCAUAGAAAAUUGUUUUUCUUUCACGUGAGUGUUAUAUUAUUAACAGGAAGAUAGAGUUAUUGUGUUUAUUCGUUAAGCGAUAAUCCGUUUAUAUUGUACGAAAUACUUUGUAUGAUAUAUCAAUGCUCCUCUCGUUUCCCGCACCGUUUUCCACAAGAUCACGUGUAGGCAAGACAUACGUUUAUCUUUAAAGUGCAUCCAUAUGAAAGUGCAGUGUAUUCAUGCGUAUGUAGAAAAAUGUCUGACCGUCUACCUGUUCGACAGAUUGACCGAUUGACCGACUGAUCGACCGAUAAAUGAACGAACGGAUGAAUGAAUGUGCCGGCCUAAUAUUCACGCUGUCACUCAGAGUACUUUUUAUAUUAAUGUGCCGAUAUCUCCUUAUCCGCACUCACCUCUUUUCAGAACCUUGUUGAAAUGUACCUAUCGACACUAAUUCCGUAGUCUUCUCAGCCUCCACAACUUCCACCAUCACAGGAUUUUGCUUUGUAAAACGUGUUCUUAAUAAAAUAAAAAAAAAUCCGCAAUGUAUUGAG
Molecule: messenger RNA, 3221 nt
Organism: Formica exsecta
Lineage: Eukaryota; Metazoa; Arthropoda; Insecta; Hymenoptera; Formicidae
Gene: Ypel
Product: protein yippee-like 1
Exons: 5
Coding region: 699-1043 (114 amino acids)
Source: RefSeq, a predicted model, not a curated record